AUGGAAAAACUGCUGAGACCCGAUCGUUUUGAAGCAGACCAAAAUUCACCCACAGCAGCCAAGGAGUGGUCUCAUUGGAAGAAAUUGUUCCAAAAUUAUAUUGCAGAGGCCAAACUAAAAGAGGAGGAUAAAUUAAAGGUACUCAUUAACUUUUUAAGCCACUCAGUGUAUGACCAUAUAAGCGACUGUAAAGAUUUCAGUGAUGCUAUUAAAAUUCUAGAUGGUAUUUAUAUAAAGCCUAAAAAUGAAAUAUUUGCCAGACAUCUAUUAGCCACAAAGAAACAACUGACAAGUGAAUCUAUUGACCAAUACUUGCAGUCUCUAAAGAUUUUAGCUAAGGAAUGUACAUUUAAAGCCGUUAGUCCCUCACAGUAUAAGGAUGAGUACAUAAGAGACGCAUUCAUUAAUGGUAUCAUGUCUAAUAGCAUCCGUCAACGUCUGUUAGAAAACGACGAACUAAGUCUAGAACGAGCAGUGAUGCAGUCACGAGCGCUAGAGAUGGCACAAAAGCAGUCUGAAGCCUACUCUAUGCCUGUAGAAUCUAUAAAUCAUGUAAAUACCGAAGCAGAAGACGAACAAUCUGAAUCAAUGAUCGCAGCCAUCCGACAAAAAUGUUUUUUUUUGCGGAAAACUCAAAACUCAAAUAAGUCUAAUACAACUACUUCGGCUUUUAUUGCAAAUCUAGCCUGCAUCUCUGCAAACUUACCGGGUGCUCUAUCAAAAACAGUUAUUAAAGUUAGAGUCAAUGAUAUGGAAGCAAAUGGUCUAGUGGAUACUGGAGGUUCAAGUAGCUUCAUAGAUGAUGAAUUUGUCCAGUAUCAUAAAAUAAAGGUAUUUCCUAAGAAGGGACAGGUAGUUUUAGCAUCUGCAGAGCAUUCAUCACACUUAAAAGGGUUUGUUUGCGUAGACUUAUCAUUGCAAGGGCACGUGUAUAAAGAUGUCAAAUUAUCAGUACUGUCAAAAUUAUGCACUGAUGUUCUCAUAGGUCAUGAUAUAUUACAGAAACACUCUAAAGUAGAAGUUACCUUUGGCGGGCCUAAAUCCCCUUUAUUAAUCUGUAAUAUGUCUUCAACAGCAAUAGAACCAAAUGUAAUAAAACCCAUGCCCUCAUUUGUAAUAGAACCUCCUCGCCUUUUCAAGAACCUAGCUUCCAACUGCAAACCUAUAGCUGUCAAAUUACGCCAAUAUUCUGAGGAGGACUAUACAUUUAUCAAGGAUGAAAUAAUUAAAUUAUUGAAUGAAAAUGUUAUUGAGGAGAGUAUGUCGCCAUGGCGAGCCCAGGUAUUAGUUACAAAAACUGAAAACCAUAAAAAACGCAUGGUAAUCGAUUACUCUCAAACAAUUAAUAGGUUCACAAUGUUAGAUGCCUAUCCUCUACCAAUAAUAAAUGACCUAGUUUCCAAAGUAGCCCAAUAUAGUAUAUAUAGUACUAUAGAUUUACAUAAUGCAUACCAUCAGAUACCGAUCCACGAGGAGGAAAGAGAUUAUACAGCUUUUGAGGCUGCUGGUCGCCUUUAUCAUUUUCGGAAAAUCCCUUUUGGAGUGACAAAUGGAGUGGCCUGUUUCCAAAGAGUGAUGGAUAAAAUAAUAUCAAAUGAGAACCUAAAUGGAGUAUACGCUUAUUUAGACGAUAUAACAAUAUGUGGAAAAAAUCAGUCUGAGCAUGACCUGAACCUGAAUAAAUUUCUCAAUGCAAUGAAAAAUUAUGGACUCAUACUAAAUGAAAAUAAAUGUCAGUAUUCUAUGCAAACAAUUACACUUCUUGGACACCAGAUCACGAAUAAAAGUGUAAGUCCAGACCCAGAUCGAUUGAAGCCUCUUUUGAAUCUACCUCCACCCAAGGACGCCAAAUCAUUAAAGAGGGUUUUAGGUAUGUUUUCUCAUUAUUCAAAGUGGGUUAGAAAAUUCUCAGACAAAAUCCAUAAUCUAAUACUUUGUAAGUCAUUCCCUAUGUCAUCAUCUGCAAUUGCUGAUUUUGAAAGUAUCAAGCUAGACAUUGCCAAUUCAGUAAUAAGUUCUAUCAGUGGUGAUGAGCCCUUAGUAGUUGAGAGCGAUGCCUCAAACCAUGCGUUAGCAGCAACACUUAGUCAGAAUGGGCGCCCUAUAGCAUUUUUCUCAAGAAGUCUCUCGAAUUGUGAAAAGAAACACCCAUCUAUAGAAAAAGAAGCUUAUGCAAUUGUAGAGGCAUUAAGGAAAUGGAGACAUUUUUUAAUAGGGAGGCAGUUCAAACUUAUAACGGAUCAAGAAGCCGUAUCUUUUAUGUUUAACUUGAAACAUUCAAGUAAAAUUAAAAAUGAUAAAAUUAUUAGAUGGAGACUUGAGCUUUCUUGUUUUAGUUUUGACAUACAAUAUCGCCCAGGAAAGGAAAACACUGUGGCUGACACUUUCUCAAGAGUAUGCGCUGUUGUAAAUAACUCUAACAUGUUAUCUGAUUUACACAAAUCUCUAUGUCAUCCAGGUGUUACUAGAAUGUUCCACUGGAUCAAGAGUAAGAAUCUACCAUUUUCGAUUGAAGAUAUAAAGAAGUUGACCAGUAGCUGUAAUGUAUGUGCAGAAGUAAAACCAAGGUUCUACAAAAAACAAGAAGGUCAUCUUAUAAAAGCUACUUCACCAUUCGAGCGAUUGAAUAUUGAUUUCAAGGGACCGAUACCAUCUAAGACUGGAAAUAAUUAUAUCCUUACAAUCGUAGACGAGUUUUCUCGCUUUCCUUUUGCCAUACCAUGCAGGGAUCUGAGCUCAGCCACAGUGAUAAAGUGUCUGUCCUACCUAUUUUCUAUAUUUGGUAUGCCAGCAUAUAUUCAUUCAGAUCGAGGAGCAGCUUUUCUCUCUCAAGAGCUCACAACUUUCCUGUGUACCCGAGGCAUUGCCACUAGCCGUACAACGCCCUAUAAUCCCGCAGGGAAUGGUCAGGUCGAACGGUAUAACGGAAUUAUCUGGAAGACUGUCCAGUUGGCUAUAAAAACAAGAGGAUUGAAAUUAGAACAGUGGGAAGCUGUAAUAGCUGAUGCCUUACAUUCCAUUCGGUCUUUGCUAUGUACUGCUACCAAUUGUACACCACACGAACGAUUUUUCGCUCAUCCUCGGCGCUCUUCAAAUGGUGGAACACUUCCGUCAUGGCUCAGCUGCCCCGGGAAAGUCUUCAUAAAGAAACAUGUACGUGCUUCGAAGUACGAGCCAUUAGUGGAAGAAGUGGAUUUAGUCGAAGUAAAUCCUGAAUACGCUUUAGUACGCUACGAAAAUGGUAGAGAGUCAAAUGUUUCGUUAAGAGAUCUAGCACCUGUGGGUGACAGAACAUUAUAUGAAGAACCUUCAGACAGAAUAGAUCCAAAAACAACACUUCAAGACACUCCAACCACAAGUGAGCCAAAGGAAGAGAUGAUUCAAACAGAUGCUAGUACAGAAGGAACAUCAAAUGAACUUGAUGGACCUCGGAGAACCACCAGAAAUAAAUCAACCCCUAAAUACUUAAAAGACUAUGUCACUAAUUAA
Messenger RNA from Macrosiphum euphorbiae (potato aphid), 3489 nucleotides. Lineage: Eukaryota; Metazoa; Arthropoda; Insecta; Hemiptera; Aphididae. The record is from the annotation of a GenBank genome assembly.